AUGGCAAGAACACACAGGAACAGAGGGCUCUGCUCCGGUGUUAAACAGCGUUUUAAGCAACUCUACGAAUACUUCUUCACGAAAAAAAUAAGGGUGGCCUUUAUUGGGCUUAGCGACUCUGGCAAGUCCUCGUUUGUAUCUCCUCUCUUCGAGAACAGAUUUUUACAGGAUAUGAAUUCACCUGAGGUGAGAAUACAGGAAAAGAAGAUGGAUAACAUCAAGGUUCUAAUAUAUGACAUUCCCGGCGAUUCUAGUUCAGUUUCGAAAUGGGAUCACUACUAUAAGAAAUCGGAUGUAAUCAUUUUCUUCCUGAACUCAACGGCUGACGAGGAAACACGAACAAAAUCGAAAAACGAAUUGCAUUCGCUGCUCUAUAGGAACAUGUGGAUGAGGAAAAAUCUGCUGAUUCUUGGAUCAAAGAACGACUUGCCCAGUUCGAUGUCCUGCAAGGACAUUAUUUUGGCGUUGGAUUUAAUGGCGAUUGUUGAUAGAGAAGUAGCAUGUUAUUCUAUUUCAAGCAAAAACUUGACCAACAUAGAUUUGGUACGCGAGUGGAUGGUUGAGCAGGCAGCUCUGGUUGGCGAUAUGAAAUGA
Molecule: messenger RNA, 594 nt
Organism: Vavraia culicis subsp. floridensis
Lineage: Eukaryota; Fungi; Microsporidia; Pleistophoridae
Exons: 1
Coding region: 1-594 (197 amino acids)
Molecular function (GO): GTPase activity; GTP binding
Source: RefSeq, a predicted model, not a curated record